This is a messenger RNA of Marmota flaviventris (yellow-bellied marmot), 1227 nucleotides long. It is a transcript of the gene Meikin, whose product is annotated as meiotic kinetochore factor. Gene Ontology annotation, cellular component: kinetochore. NCBI's taxonomy places the organism in Eukaryota, Metazoa, Chordata, Mammalia, Rodentia, Sciuridae. The record is from RefSeq and is a predicted model, not a curated record. Gene Ontology annotation, biological process: female meiosis chromosome segregation; meiotic sister chromatid cohesion, centromeric; meiosis I sister chromatid cohesion.
AUGUCGAGGGCCCCAGGGCUCCCAAGGCCUAGGAGUGGGAUGGCCUUGUGGUCUUUACGGGUCUACACCUACAAGAAGCGGGCAGGCCAGAGGCUCAAUGUAACUCCGACUCCUGACCAAGACCUGCCCCUGAGGACACAGGCCCGGCCAGGCCUGAAGGGGAAAGGCAAACAGCCGGGUUUGCCGAAGAUAGCAGAGACUGAGCAGAGCAGGCAGGGAGCUAGCAGCUCUGCAUUGCCAAGCACUCAGUUAAGAAUUACAGGAGAGACAAGCCUGAAAGAAAAUAGCGCUCGAGACGAGACCCAGGAUGAGAAGAUGGCUCCAUUGAGUGACUCAGUGACUGAGGACCUCCAGGUUGAUAGUAGUUCAUAUAAUAGUGAACUAAUAUCAGGACUAAGUUUGCCAUGUGAUGUUUCCAGUUCUCUCCUGAGCUGUUCAACCACAGAGUCUUACACAGAACACAAGAGUAUUGAAGAGGAAUUAGAUAGUUUCUCAUCACCUGAACUGUUCAGAGGAUCAGAUUAUUUUGAUUGGGAGUAUCCCAAGAUGAAAGAACAAAAGCAAUGCAAGAACUCUACUCUUCUGGAUACCAGUAAAGCAGUAACAAUAGAGAAGGUGCCACAGUUUUCAGACUUCUCUGCAAUUCUGAACACCUCUUUAGAAAACUAUCAAAAAUGCCACAGAAAAAAAGUGAUGACAUUAGCAUACCAAUGUAUUUCUCCAAAACCAAAGUUUACUUCAAAUUCAAAAUCAGAUAAUACAGCUUGUGAGGUUUUACUUGCUGAAAAAACUUGCCCUUCAACUCCUGAAAAAACAAAGAAGAAAAAAACAAAUUCAAGUACUCCUGAUAAGAAAAGCAGAGGCCUGUUAACAAGUACUCCAUCUUCAGAGACAGCUGAUUUCAUGAUUAAUUUGUCUUCAGUACAAAAGGCACCUUUUGAAGAACUCUUUCCAAAUAUCAGCAAUUAUGUAAACUCAGAUGAAAUUGUUCCUGUGUCAAAUUUGCCAGAAAAUUCUUCAAAUGAGAUUCCUUCAGAUACAUCAGAAAUUUGUUGUAUUAUUAGGGCAUCACCAGGAACUAGACAAUUGAAAAAUAAAGGUGAUACUGUAAAUAAGAAACAUUCUCCUCCUAAAGAUAUUACUCAAGCCAUGACUGGGACGGCAGUCCUGCCAGGGUCCUCCACCAGUGCCCCUAAGCCCGGCUCUGCGGAAUCCCGCUCAGUCUAA